Leptonychotes weddellii (Weddell seal) is the source of this 2038-nucleotide messenger RNA. The record is from RefSeq and is a predicted model, not a curated record. Lineage: Eukaryota; Metazoa; Chordata; Mammalia; Carnivora; Phocidae.
GUGCUCUUCUUGUACAAAACAGCUUUUCAGGCCCGCAGAGAGAUCAGGGGCUUCUGUGAAGUCACCCCCCAACCUUCUGUUGUUCAGAGAUGCUGAAGUAUUGGUUCUCGAGAGGGGAGCGGGUCGGUGGGCUCGGGGCUGCCCUGACCAAGGACUACCGACUGGGCGGCUUGAGCAGCGGACAUUCACUUUCUCACAUGGCUCUGGAGGCUGGAGGCCUGACCCCAAGGUACCAGCAGGGCAUAACCUUCAGUAGCAGAACAAAUCAGGCCAGCUAGCAAGCUGCCAAGUCCUGUGGGCUCCUUGUCAAGGAAAACAGCUGACCCCAUUUCUAAUCAACCUCUCCCCACAUAGCUCUGCUGGGUCACUGAAGGAGACCAGACCAGAAUUUGAAACUUUCCAAAAACUUCCAAUAUACACUGAAUGCAAAAGGAUACUUACAUUGUCUUUGCAUAAAUCUGCUCUGUUUGGGAGAUAAGGGGGAGAAUCACCCAAGAAGUCACACGAACAGAUUCUACCUUGAACGCCUCUGCACAUAUAAUGGGUGAUGGUUAUAGAAACAGCCCAAACCUCUACCACAGUGCAAGAGAUAUAGCUCGAGAGGCGACCUGGCAGUCCCGGAACCAAGGAAUGGAUGACUACAAGUAUCAGGACAACUAUGAGGGGUAUGCCCCCAAUGAUGGCUAUUACCGUGGCAAUGAGUCCAACCCAGAGGAGGAUGCACAGAGCGAUGUUACAGAAGGCCAUGACGAGGAGGAUGAGAUCUAUGAGGGCGAGUACCAGGGCAUCCCUCACCCAGAUGAUGUCAAGCCCAAGCAGGCCAAGAUGGCACCCUCCAGGGCAGAUGGCCUUCGGGGCCAGGCCGACCUGAUGGCCGAGAGGAUGGAAGAUGAGGAGCAGUUGGCCCACCAGUAUGAGACCAUCAUUGAUGAGUGUGGCCAUGGGCGUUUCCAAUGGAUCCUCUUUUUUGUCUUGGGUUUGGCUCUGAUGGCUGAUGGGGUGGAGGUGUUCGUGGUGAGUUUUGUCCUGCCCAGUGCAGAGAAGGACAUGUGUCUGUCCAGUUCCAAAAAAGGAAUGCUUGGCCAAAUUGGCAAUGUCAGUAACGAUUUCACGCCUCUUGGUCUCUCUACCACGUCAGUUUCUGGCAACCUCAUUAACAGAGCUGCAGCAUGGAAGUGGAUCCGGGUGGUAGAUGAUGGGAAGGUCUCCAGGGACCAGCAUUUCCACACGCUGUUUCAUCUGACCUUCAUGGUCACCAUGGCGGUUAGAGGAGUUUCACCCCAUUUGUACCUGUCAGGGAACAUGGAGAGCUAUAUCCUAGGUUACAUAGAAAUUGCUGGAGCUGAGAUUUUAACCCAGGUCCCAUUGAUGUAUAUUCCAGUUAUAUGUAAAAAAAUCAUUCAAAGAAUUGACGUUAAAGACACGAUUGACUAUUCCAGUAGUAAAGACAUCACUGAUCGCCCCGGGUGUGAUGUGGCAACAGAGAUACUCAAACUAUCAUCCUUGGAUACUCCUAAUGAAACACUUCAAAGAGGCAAGGUUUCCCACAUCAAAACUCCCAAGCAAAUGGAUGAAUUCAUUGAGAUCCAGAGUUCAACAGGAACUUGGUACCAACGCUGGCUGGUCAGGUUCAAGACCACUUUCAAGCAGGUCUGGGAUAAUGCUCUGUACUGUGUGAUGGGGCCCUACAGGAUGAACACGCUGAUUCUGUCUGUGGUCUGGUUCACCAUGGCUUUAAGCUACUACGGACUGACAGUUUGGUUCCCUGAUAUGAUCCGGUAUUUUCAAGACGAAGCAUACAAGUCCAAAAUGAAGGUGUUUUUCGGUGAGCACGUGUAUGGCGCCACCAUCAACUUCACGAUGGAGAAUCAGAUUCAUCAACAUGGGAAACUUGUGAAUGACAAGUUCACAAAGAUGUAUUUUAAACAUGUACUUUUUGAGGACACAUUCUUUGACGAGUGCUAUUUUGAAGACGUUACAUCUACUGAUACCUAUUUCAAAAAUUGCACCAUUGAAUCGACCAUCUUCUACAACACAG